AUGGACGAGAAACAUCCGCUGCCGCUUGCUCGUCCCUCCGAGCCCCGCCAACCCGAGCCCUCGCGUCCGCGUCGUGCUCUGUUGGCCGUCUUUGUGCGCGUCGCCGUCAUAGCUCUGCUUGCUUUGUUGGUCCUAUUCUUCCCGACUGGCAUCCAGAGUCGCCCCAUGAUUGCCUGGGACGAAGAUGCCAUCCCUCAGACAGCCUUGACCGACGUCAAGAAGGUGCCCCUGGAGGCUCACAUCAUGUCGAAAUGCCCCGAUGCCCUCGACUGCCUGCAGCUGCUUGUAUUGCCUACCAUGGUCGAGAUUUCGGAUCGCAUCAACUUCACGCUCUCGUACAUUGGCAAGCCCACCGACCAUGACGACGGCGUUGAGUGCAAGCACGGCGAGAGUGAAUGCUUAGGAAACAUGAUUGAGCUGUGUGCAGCGUCGGCUUAUCCUGACCCGAAGAUCUAUCUUGGCUUUACGUACUGCCUUACUCGGCAGUACCAGAAGAUCCCCCAGCGCCACAUGAUAGAGGACUGUGCGAUGGAGCAUGGCAUCGAUUUUGCCAGGAUCAACGACUGCUUGACCCAGGAUGAUGGUGGCUUCGCGGCCGACCUGCUGCAGGCCAGCUUCGUGAGGAGCUCUGAAGCCAAUGUCACCAAGAGCUGCACGAUCCGGCUGGACGAGAAAGUCCGCUGCAUUCGAGACAAUGGCGAAUGGACGGACUGCCCUGCUGGCUCUGACCGCGAUUCGCUCAUGCGGGAUAUCAACGAUCUGUACGACCAGCUCAACGGCGUGUAG
Lasiodiplodia theobromae is the source of this 786-nucleotide messenger RNA. Its product is annotated as Gamma interferon inducible lysosomal thiol reductase. Lineage: Eukaryota; Fungi; Ascomycota; Dothideomycetes; Botryosphaeriales; Botryosphaeriaceae. Gene Ontology annotation, molecular function: oxidoreductase activity, acting on a sulfur group of donors, disulfide as acceptor. The coding region runs from base 1 to 786 and encodes 261 amino acids. The transcript has 3 exons. The record is from RefSeq and is a predicted model, not a curated record.